This is a messenger RNA of Manacus vitellinus (golden-collared manakin), 277 nucleotides long. RefSeq names its product succinate dehydrogenase complex subunit C (gene SDHC). The record is from RefSeq and is a predicted model, not a curated record. The transcript has 2 exons. The annotation marks the transcript as partial. Lineage: Eukaryota; Metazoa; Chordata; Aves; Passeriformes; Pipridae. Gene Ontology annotation, cellular component: membrane. Gene Ontology annotation, biological process: tricarboxylic acid cycle; mitochondrial electron transport, succinate to ubiquinone. Gene Ontology annotation, molecular function: succinate dehydrogenase activity; electron transfer activity.
UUCCAGGUGGUCCCUGCCCAUGGCCAUGUCCAUCACCCACCGCGGCACCGGCAUCGCCCUCAGCCUGGGCGUGUCCCUGUUCGGCCUGGCCGCCCUCCUGCUCCCGGAGUCCUUCCCCCAUUACCUGGCCCAGGUGAGGGCCCUGAGCCUCGGCCCCGCCCUGCUCUGCUCUGCCAAGUUCCUGCUGGCAUUCCCGCUCUCCUACCACACCUGGAACGGCAUCCGGCACCUGGUGAGGGGCUGGCACGGGAAUGGGGAACAUUGGGAUGGGAAUGGG